GCCAGGCGUAGAGCCGCUCGCGCGCUAGUGCACUCACAUUCUGAUUGGCUAAGGCGCCCCGCGCUUGAUUGUGACGCAGUGCCUCCCCUUCUAUUUAAGAUUUGGGCGGUUUCUUGGAGGCUCCUCAGAAAAGACUUGGAAGAGGAAGGGGUGGGCGAUUGAGGAGGCCAAGAUGACCGCGAAGGCCCCACGUCCCGAUUGGGAGAAAGAGUACCUUUGGCACAGCCUUCUAGCGCUGGGCUUCGACCCUGAAGGGGCCGCCGCAGCCGCCGGGAAGAUUUCCACGCACCUCCGCCUGGGAGAGAAUAUGUUCGAUCAGCCAAACAAAGACGCAUUUCAUGUUGUUGCAUGGUUUUUGUUUUCAAAGCUGGACCAGUCACGUUGCAAUGAGAUCUUCAGAUUGUGUUUCCCCCCGACAGAUAAAAAGGAGGACGCAGAAUGUCGAAAACAGGCCUAUGAAUGGCUGAAAAAAAUUUCAGAUGAUUGCGGGGAAGGCUUUCCUCCAGUUGUUCCAUCCUUAUUCCUUUCUCCUGGAGGUCCCAAGUUCAUUCACCUAAUGUUCCAUUUCUCAAGAUAUGUCAUAAUGCAUCAUAUUAAAGUGAAUUCUACAGCAGGUGGAAUUUCCUUCCCAAAAGCGCUGAACUCAAAAUCUCCAGACCUCAGUAUGGCAAUGGCAAAAUUCCAGGUUUGUCAAAAUCGAUUUUUAAUGGCUUUGCAAAAAGAAGAUUCCCUCAUUCAGGAACUUCAGAAGAAAGCACAGCUUUUAACUAAACAAAUAAGGAAUUUACAACAUGAAAAUGCAGAUCUGGACAGACAGCUCCAAAAAAUUAAGGAAAAUGUUCCCCAAAAUCAACUUGACACCCUUCAGAGAAUUGAAAAGGUUCGUUCUUCAUGGGAGACAGUAAUGAAAGUAUUGCAUCUUCUGCGAAAUGAAAGAGAAGUAGUGGAUGCAGUACUUAAAGGCCAUGUAGACGAAUAUAUAUUGGAUGGCACAAGUGUUAAUAUCAACAUCCCAAGGCCUCUGAUUGAAAAAAUUGAAAAGGAAAUACACACGUUCCCUAUGGGGAAUGUGUACGAAGGAGGAAAACUAAACAGUUUAACAGUUAUCCAGUUGCUAAACAGAGCCUUGAAAAUGUUGAUUAAUGAGCGUCGACACGCUGAAAAGGAUCCACUAAAAUUGGAUCUCAAGUAUUUUGAAGGAAAAACCAAAUCCCAGAACAAGGCUUUACAGGGACUAAAGUCACUGAGGCUAAAAUUAAAGCACGAGGACCGAAAAUUGAUAAGCCAAAUGAUUACUGAAAAACAACAAGAAUGGGAUUUGAAAUGGAAAACCUGUCUUGGCCAGUCACCUUUUCGGUUAAUGAGAGAGCCAAACCCUGCCCUUGACUUUUUACCAGCCAUGUCCCCACUUUCUUUUGCUCCUGCAACAGAGGAAGCUUAUAAAAGCAGUGUCUUUUGCCAGUUCCCUGCAUCAGUUCCAGAGGUAAUCGAAAAGAAUCUCCAAACAGAUCAAUUUGAGGGAACUGGUAAAGCAAGAGAAUGCCAAGGUUAUUCAACUGUGCUGACUGCAGAGAGGGAUGUCAUGUCUUCGAAUCUUGCUAGAGCCUCUGAAGACAGGAUGGCUUUUGAAAGGGAAUCCAAUGCUGACACUCCUACAAGGGCAAAGCCUUCUGAUUUUCAGAUCUUAAAAUAUACAGGAAGGAAAAGUAAAUUAGCAGAAAUUGGGAAGAAAAGACAGAUACGUGUUCCGAAGACACCGUCUACAGUUAAAAGAGAAGAUCUUCUGAAGAGAGCACAAGAGCAACUAGCAGAAGAGGUCGCAAAUGUGAUAGUAUCUGAAUCACCACAGAACAUUGGAGGAAAAGGAAAGGAUUUGGAAGACCUGAUUGGGUCCUUAACCUCAGAUCCUUUCUUAACAAGGAAACAAAUUCCACGAACUCCAGAAAACCUGAUUAGUGAAAUUAGAAGCUCAUGGAAAAAAGCCAUCCAAGUUGAGGAAUCUUCAAAGACAGAAUCACAUCAUGCUGAUACAACAAAAAAAGACUUACUGCAAGAUGCAGUCCUGGCAUCUGGAACACCAGUAGAUUCCAGUAUGGCAGUCUUCAUGUCAUCUGGCUCAGUAGAAUCUCCCCCUUUCCUGGAAAUGCCAUCUUCAGGGAACCUGAAGCAGGGGAUUCUGGGUCCUAAUGAAUUGUCCUCCCACCAAAGAUGUGCUGGGCCAUUGGAUGACAGUUUUUUCAAGCAAGGACUGACACCUACAGUUUCAGAUGAUCCUUCAACUGGCGAUCCUACAGUCAGCCUCAAGACAGUAAAUAAAUGUGCAAACGAGUUGUGUGAUGAUCCAGGGAAGUCAGUUUACAGUCAGGAUUCCUCAUUGUGUACAACUUUGCCAUGGACUGGCACUCGAAUGUCAAGUGGCAAUUAUGACGAUAGCCAAGAAGUUGUCCAUUUCGGCAUACUUCAAGAAACCCUUCCAGAAGAAGCAGAGUUUAUAAGUCCAAAGAGCUUUAAGGAUUUGGAGUCUGAUGAAGUAAGGGAAGACAGCUCCCAAGACAACAAUAAAGCUUUCCCUGAUCAUGUAGCAGAGAAUGAGCAUAAGUUGGAUUUACACUCUAUUCGGAAACGAUACAAAGCAUUGGAAAAGACUCUUCUCAAGAACUCAUCUUCCAGAAAGCCCAUUUCAAGACGCAGAUCAGACUUCAGCCUUCUUUCAGUGGGCUUAGAAACUACCGAUGUGCUUAGCCCUUCUGGGAAACCAUAUGCAUUUGAUGCUGAACUUAUGAAGCCGCCAACACAGAUGGCUCUUCCUGAAAGAAAAGUCCCUGCUUCCCCUCUCGUUCCCUUUUCACCAUUGCAAGCAGGAAAAAAUGUGGAUGCCUGUAGUGAAGGAGACCUAUUUGAUAAACUAAAGGGUUAGUACAGUCAGAUCUGCCAGGCAGAUGUGAGUCUGAAUAACUCUUUUUCAAAAAGUAGUAUUAAAGUGAAGAAGAAUGUGCAAAGACCUGUAAAGAUGAAGCUCUUUUAUGUUUAUAUAAUCAUGAUCCACUGACUUGGCA
This is a messenger RNA of Anolis sagrei ordinatus, 3056 nucleotides long. It is a transcript of the gene HAUS6, whose product is annotated as HAUS augmin like complex subunit 6. Gene Ontology annotation, biological process: spindle assembly. Gene Ontology annotation, molecular function: microtubule binding. Lineage: Eukaryota; Metazoa; Chordata; Lepidosauria; Squamata; Anolidae. The record is from RefSeq and is a predicted model, not a curated record. Gene Ontology annotation, cellular component: HAUS complex; mitotic spindle microtubule.